AAAAUUAAAAGGAAGUACAACUUUGCACAAACAUUCGCUGUCGAAUUAUUAAUGUACGAUAUAACAAUUUACAAUUUUGCAUAUCGUAUAAUCCAAAUAAAUGGAUGACUUUGCACGAACAUCCGCAGUCUGUUUAACGACUAACGAGUGGCUUAUCGCUACGGAAGCUUGUCUUGUAAGCGACGCCGUCAUAUCCGGGAAUAAGAGUCGAAGAAUUCUAAUUUAACCGAGCCUGGUAUCGUUGAAAUCUGUUUGCUCAGCCGCUUCUACCAUCCUUAUGCCCAUUGUUAGCUACUAAUCCGACGUAUAAACCGCGUGUCCUCCCUACCUGUGGUCAAACACGAACGGUUAUCGGAAACGUGGGAAUGUUCUCGCAUGAUCGCGUACCAACCAACGUCGCUUAUCGCUUCCGUGACACGAGUGACGCUGUAACCUGACGCAAUUUCCCGCGAAAACGAUAACGUUGGAAUUUUUGAGUUUAUUGUUCGCCACACGGAGCCGUGUCUUCAACGAACGAUUUUCGUUCCAAUGAGCACGCGCAACGAUACGCGAUGAACCCACUGCCUUUCAAUGGCAUUAAGUUUCGAACUAGAGCAAAAAGGAUAUUAAGGCAUUUUGUUAUUGACACCAGCUCAUCGUAUGUGUUCUUCUAAAAGAAUAAUACAACUCUUUUUAAAUGCGUUAUACAACACUUGAAAAGAAAAUGUGCCAAAAAAACUAUAGUCAUCGUAUUUCAUAUUUCUCGAAUGUAUAGUUUGUUUAAUAUGUCGAGGAGUGUAUAGUCUGUACACGUGUUCUUGUUUUGCAAGAUUUAUUACACGUUUUGUUUUCGUAUGAUUGCGGUAAUGAGGAUGCAUUUUAGCGGCGCGGUUUCUAGAACGUUUCCGUUUCCUUGUUGGCAAUUUUAAUAAACCUUAUGAAUUAUGAUUGCGUUUCUCGUUGAAAGAACAUUGUUAAAUUCAUCGUGACAUCGUUAUUAAGCGUGCAAUACACGUGCGUCGCGUAUUUAAUUGUAUUUCCUGGUUUUUCAAUUUAUUCAACUAUGACGGAACUUAGUUCCAGACUUACUUCCAAGUUCAUUGCAUUUAGUUGUACGAACGUUUUCUUGCUUUCAAUGUAGUAAUUACGCGUAUAGCUUGUAAAUUUUAAUGAUGUCCUUUAAUAAUAUAAAUUUGUAAACUGGUCGUAUAAUAUUAUGCUUUAAUAAUAUAAAUCUGUAAACUGCAUAUAAAUAGUAAUAUUAUGCUUUAAUAAUGUAAAUGCCUAAACUGUUUCUAAAUUACACUAUUAUGCUUUAACGAUAAAAACUUGAAAACAGCACCUAAAUUGCAUUACUUUCGCAAUAUGUAUAUAAUUCAAGAAACAUUGAGGAAACCCUUGAAGUUUGUGAAAAAAGAAAUAAUGCUAGACAACGCGGAACUGACGGUAUUAGUAGAACAUGGUUCAACGUCUAGUAGAAGGUGAUGUCAGAAGCAGAACUUUCGCGCGCGUUCCGAACACAAUUGCAAUUUCCGCGGAUACACGUGCGCCAGCGAAACAUACGUUGCAUCCGGUUCGUCUCUAAUUUGCCGUUAAAAGUCCCACGGUUCACAGGAAGAACGAGUAAAACUGGAUCGCGGAUGAAGACACAUUAAGUUCUUCACGAGGGGAAAGAAUACUUACAUGUUCUAACCAACCGAAUCAGAAUGGUACGCGCGUUUCUUUGUGAAACGAGGAUACGUUGAAUCAGCGUUUUUCAAGCUGUGUUUUCGUGCAAUGCGAACAAGUGUAACGUGAGAAAAAAAUUGUUUUGAAAAAUGUCGGGGAUAUCGUCCAAGGAAAAGGAAGACAAGACGGAUCCGGGCGCUAGUAGACACGGGAACUUCAUGAAUUAUUACCAAUUCCAUCCUGCGGAAGAGCGCGUGCGACAACUUCCGCGUGGCGUGUGGCGGCGUCCUGGCCAUCCGGACCGGAAAUACGUAGGCCUAGACGUUGGCUGUAACGCGGGGGACCUGACGUUCGUGUUGCACGACUUCCUCGAGAGCGUCUUAUCGGGCGAUCGAGAGAUCUCCUUGCUUGGCGUAGAUCUCGAUCCGAUUCUGAUCGAGCGGGCACGGGAACGCAAUCCACGAACGGAUCGAAUAAUUUUCGAAUGCCUCGAUUUUGUAGCCGAAGAUUGCGACCAGACGUUGGAGGGCUAUCUUGGUCGUUUUCAGAAGUCACGCUUCGACGUCGUGUUCUGUUUCUCUGUUACGAUGUGGAUCCACUUGAACCACGGAGACAAAGGGUUGGCCGAAUUCUUGAAGAAAGCCUGUUCGCUAGCGGAGAUGAUCGUGAUCGAGCCUCAGCUUUGGAAAUGCUACAGAAACGCGUCGAGACGUUUGAGACGCUCCAAUGGAGAGGAUUUCCCUUUGCUGAAGACGCUAGAGCUCACUGGCGAUCCCCAGGCACAUAUUGAAAAUAUAUUGACGAAUGUUUGUAAGUUUCGAAAGGUGACCGUUACCACAGAUAACGAGUGGAAACGGAGGUUAUUAAUCUAUGAGAGAACUUGAGCAGCUAAUCCUAACAUUUUUACGAACAAGAUUCACUACAGCGAUUACGAAGUGGAAUAGUGAACUAAUAAUAACUUUAAUUCAAGUUUCAAUUAUUUUUCUGUAUUCGUAAAGAUUUGAAUUUGUGUAAACAUCUGCAGCCUAGAUAUAAAUGAAAAUAAUUUUGUAUUGCAAAGUGUGAUCCUUACGAAUAAAGCAAAAAAUUAGUUAAGAAGUA
This is a messenger RNA of Hylaeus anthracinus, 2748 nucleotides long. RefSeq names its product probable RNA methyltransferase CG11342. The coding region runs from base 1797 to 2531 and encodes 244 amino acids. Gene Ontology annotation, cellular component: cytoplasm. The record is from RefSeq and is a predicted model, not a curated record. Gene Ontology annotation, biological process: negative regulation of pre-miRNA processing; miRNA metabolic process. Gene Ontology annotation, molecular function: RNA methyltransferase activity; O-methyltransferase activity. The transcript is spliced from 3 exons. NCBI's taxonomy places the organism in Eukaryota, Metazoa, Arthropoda, Insecta, Hymenoptera, Colletidae.